Molecule: messenger RNA, 546 nt
Organism: Daucus carota subsp. sativus
Lineage: Eukaryota; Viridiplantae; Streptophyta; Magnoliopsida; Apiales; Apiaceae
Product: probable calcium-binding protein CML25
Exons: 1
Coding region: 1-546 (181 amino acids)
Molecular function (GO): calcium ion binding
Source: RefSeq, a predicted model, not a curated record
AUGAGUCUGAAACGUUGGUUUAGCCGCAAGAAGAAGACAACAAAUUCAUCGUUUCCGACGCCAAUGGUAUCAAGGACAACGUCAUUAAACUCACGGGCACAGAUUGAGGAGGAACUUGAACAUGUGUUUAAGAAAUUUGAUGUGAAUGGUGAUGGCAAGAUCUCGGCUUCAGAGCUAGGUUCAAUAAUGGGAAGCUUAGGCCAUGUUGCUUCGGAUGAAGAGCUGGAAAGCAUGAUCAAAGAGGUUGAUGCUGAUGGAGAUGGAUUUAUUGAUUUACGCGAAUUUAUUGAGCUGAACACGAAAGGCAUUGAUUCUGAGGAAGUGUUGGAGAAUUUAAGGGAGGCAUUUUUGGUUUUUGAUAUUGACAAGAACGGAUUGAUCACGGCUGAGGAGCUGCAGAAUGUGUUAGAGAGUCUAGGAGAAAAAAGUACGAUGUCGGAGUGUCAGAAGAUGAUUCAGGGAGUUGAUGCUAAUGGCGAUGGGAUGAUUAAUUUCGAGGAGUUUAAGGUUAUGAUGACGAAAGGCGUACAAUUUGGUUCAAAGUAG